This is a messenger RNA of Ramularia collo-cygni, 2232 nucleotides long. RefSeq lists its product as uncharacterized. Gene Ontology annotation, molecular function: phosphopantetheine binding. Lineage: Eukaryota; Fungi; Ascomycota; Dothideomycetes; Mycosphaerellales; Mycosphaerellaceae. Gene Ontology annotation, cellular component: cytoplasm. The transcript has a single exon. The record is from RefSeq and is a predicted model, not a curated record. Bases 1 to 2232 code for a protein of 743 amino acids. Gene Ontology annotation, biological process: amino acid activation for nonribosomal peptide biosynthetic process; secondary metabolite biosynthetic process.
AUGACCUUUGACCAAGUCAGCAACAUUACCGGUGACAGUCUGGCGACGCCGGGACUGGUUGCCGCACCAUAUUCAACGACUGCGAUACAGGACAAGGCAAAGCACAACCAGACGCUCUAUGCAUCCUUUCCUACUCUUCAUCCACUUGGAAAGCCGCCAACGCGAAACGCUGUGCUGGAGCAACAAUGUCCACCGGUUGAAGAUUGGAUCAAGGGGCAGACAAAGUCGACCACCUUGUACGCGKCUUGGGCCUUGAUCGUGAGCCACAUGACAAAGUCGAAGCGCGUUGUGUUCGGCGUGACGGAUUGGCAGCAUCAGCCAGCGAAAUCAGGAGAUGUGUCCGGCGCAGAAGUGCUCGUCAUGCCCAUGUUCAUCGCUUCCGAUGGCCAUCCAUCAGUCCAGGACUAUCUCGCCCAUGUACAGAGUCAGCAAGCCAGACUCGGGUCUUCUGAUCCAGAAGGCGUGCGUGAGCCGGGAAGCGACACCCAAAGCAGGCCUGCCUUCUCGACGCUACUCAAUAUUCAACCUGAGAAUAACACUUUAUCAAUGGAGAGGUCCCCAUGUAAAGGUACCAGCGAGCAGCAACCGAGUUGCAGGAGUACAGGAAUUGCUCUGACACUUAGCAUUCACUUUGGCAUCGACCAUGCUGCUAUCACGGCUUCUUUCGACUCCACCGUCAUCUCCGAUUGGACAGUGAGACACUUGUGCCGACAGCUGGCCUUCGCUUUACACCAGCUUCAAGUUGCAAGCGCCGUGGACAGCAUUUCUACAAUUACGAUUACAACACCCGACGAUUUGGAUCAUAUUUGGAGCUGGAAUGGUGCUGUCCCGACUCCUGUUGAGCGUUGCGUUCAUCACAUAAUCCAGGAGUGCGCGGCAUCACAACCAGCUGCACUAGCUAUCUGCGCCUGGGAUGGUGAGCUAUCGUAUAGCCAACUGGACCGCCUCGCCAUGGGUCUUUCCCGCCAGCUUUCCGGGCUGGGUGUUGGUCGCGGUAAGAUUGUGCCGCUAUGUUUUGAAAAAUCCAUGUGGGCAGUCGUCGCCAUGCUCGGGGUGCUCCAGAGUGGAGCCGCUUUCGUGUUGUUUGAUCCCUCGCUUCCCGAAAGUCGUCUUCUUGCCCUGGCGAGGCAGGUGAAAGCCAACGUCAUUGUGUCGGGCGAUCUGGAGAGGCAGCUGAGUUCUCGACUCGCACCCCAUGUGAUGGCCCUGGGGACAUCUGUCAGUCAAUCCUUAUACGAUCAACCCGCAUCACCGGCAGGCGACUCCCGUCCGUCCGAUGUCAUGUACAUUGCGUUUACGUCAGGUAGUACGGGAGUGCCAAAAGGCGCAAUUAUCACCCAUCGAAACCUCGCAUCUGCCCUACACUAUCAACAGGACAGUCUCCGCCGUUCAUCUCGCUCUAGAACUUAUGACUUCUGCGCAUACACAUUCGACGCUUCAAUCUGCAAUAUAUUCUCAACACUUGCUGCAGGCGGGUAUGUAUGUGUCCCUAGCGAGGACCAAAGGCGAAACAACCUCGUAGGAAGCAUAGCGUCUCUUGGGGCAAAUACUAUCGACCUUACUCCAUCUGUCGCCCGAAUCCUAUCUCCCGAGCAGGUGCCUAGUAUAGAAGUUAUUGUCUUUGGAGGAGAAACGCUACACCCCAAAGACGUGGCACGUUGGUGGGGGAAAGUCCACAUUAUCAACCUGUAUGGGCCAUGCGAGUGCACGCCGAAUAGCACAAUUAAUGGCAGUCCUACGAGUAUUGAAGAUGCUACACACUUGGGAAAAGGCCUCGGUUUGUUGACUUGGGUUGUCGAUGUUGAUGACCACGAUGUUAUUCUUCCGCUAGGGUGUAUUGGUGAGCUGUUACUCGAGGGUCCUCUUGUUGGGCAGGGCUAUCUAGACGACCCUGCGAAGACAGCAGCAGCAUUCAUUGAGAAUCCGCUGUGGCUACUUGAAGGCAGUCCCCACCAUCUAGGAAGACCUGGUCGGCUUUACAAGACUGGAGACUUGGUUCGGCUUGACAAAGACGGAUGCUUGACUUUCAUGGGACGCAAGGACUCCCAAGUCAAAGUUCGAGGGCAGCGGGUGGAACUGGGCGAGGUGGAGCAUGCUCUCCUCGCAUGUGGUGCCGUUGACGAUGCCGCCGUUGUUCUCCACAAUGAUGAUGAACAGGGCGCUCGGAUGGUAGCCUUCGUUACUCUUCAUGACCAAUACCCUGCAUUCGAGAAAAGACCAAAAUUCACCUAA